AUGGCGGAAGACUUUCGAGAUACCAGCCAACCGGCUCCGGACGGUUCCUCACAACCUCCGUCAGAAACGGGACCGAAAAGGCCCAAGCACGAAUUUCCCAAGUCACAGGUCGGAAAGCUAUGGGACGCCUUUGGGAAUCCCGAAGAACCGGUCAAUCUGAUGCCCGGAGGGACAUACAAUUCCGCAGGAGGAAAACCAAAAGAAGUGACUGUCAUGGAUGCAGUUAAAUCUUUAUCUACAAACGACUUCACAUCCUUCUACAAAGCACCCUGCGCGCGCGAUUCCCUUCUCGUCGGCAUCGGUACGGGAUUCGGAAUUGGUAGUCUAAGAGUUGUACUCGGAGGCCUUAGGUCGUUAUGGGCUGCGAGCAACUGGGCUGUCGGUUCCUUCGCGGUGGCCUCGAUCUUGACACACCAAUACUGCCAGCGGAAACGGGUCAAAGAAAUGGACGGAAUGAAGGAAGCUGUACAAUUAAUGAGGGAACUAAAAAUAAAAAAGCAGAAAGAACAAGCGGAGGCUCAGAGGAAACAGGAGGAGGAAGCUCGUUUGGCCGAAGAGGAACGGAAACGAAAAAGUUGGACCAACCUUUCCAGUUAUAAGUUUUGGUAG
This is a messenger RNA of Coccidioides posadasii C735 delta SOWgp, 609 nucleotides long. RefSeq lists its product as uncharacterized. Gene Ontology annotation, cellular component: mitochondrion; mitochondrial inner membrane. Gene Ontology annotation, biological process: mitochondrial respiratory chain complex IV assembly. The record is from RefSeq and is a predicted model, not a curated record. NCBI's taxonomy places the organism in Eukaryota, Fungi, Ascomycota, Eurotiomycetes, Onygenales, Onygenaceae.